This is a messenger RNA of Zingiber officinale, 930 nucleotides long. Its product is annotated as transcription factor MYB92-like. Lineage: Eukaryota; Viridiplantae; Streptophyta; Magnoliopsida; Zingiberales; Zingiberaceae. The transcript is spliced from 3 exons. The record is from RefSeq and is a predicted model, not a curated record. The coding region runs from base 1 to 930 and encodes 309 amino acids.
AUGGGGAGAUCUCCUUGCGGCGAUGACAAGAUCAAUGGCCUCAAGAAGGGUCCUUGGACUCCUGAAGAGGACCACAAGCUGGUGCAGUACAUCGAGAAGCACGGCCAUGGCAGUUGGAGAGCCCUUCCAAAACUUGCAGGAUUAAAUAGAUGCGGCAAGAGUUGUAGAUUGCGAUGGACAAACUAUUUGAGGCCAGAUAUCAAAAGAGGCAAGUUCUCUCCGGAGGAGGAACAGACCAUCCUUGAUCUCCACUCCAUCCUUGGGAACAAGUGGUCAGCCAUAGCUUCACGACUGCCAGGGAGAACAGACAACGAGAUUAAGAACUUUUGGAACACUCACCUGAAGAAGAAGCUCAUCCAUUUGGGGUUUGAUCCGAUGACGCACCGACCAAGAACAAAUUUUUUUGCCACCCUGCAACAGCUCGUCGUCUUCGCCAAGCUGCGUGAGUUUGCUGAAGGCCGGUUGCCUUGGGAUGGCCACAGUUCUGCUGCCGGGCUUCAAGCCGAUGUGAACCAGGCCGCGAAGCUCCAGUACUUGCAGCAGCUCCAGAUGUUGGCUUCCAUAGCAAGUAGUGCAGAUACCAAUGGCUUAAUUAACCAUAUCACAGGCACAGACUCCAUUCCUGUCCAAGAAGAAAUCGAUCAUCUGAAUCACGCUGAAACAUUUCCAGAGACUCAAAUUCCAUGCUCUUUCGAUCAACCCGUAAGCAUCAAGAAUGAUAAUCAAUCUUCCAUAUUCACUGAGUUCAGCCAAAGAGAGAACUCACCCAGGUCACCGUUCUUGUCUCAUUCACCUCUGCCUCCAUUCACUGACAUAUCCUUUGGCAACCUCGGGGAUGCUAGUACCAGCUACAGCUGUCUUGGCAGUGACCUUCCUCCCUCAUGGUCUGACAGCUUGUUCGAUGGACAAUUCUUAACUGAUUUUGCCUGA